AUGAAGACUUCAGUUGUUUUAGCUGCUGCUUUAACAGCAAUGAAUACUGCUAAUGCAGCUGUUAUUCCAUUUUUUGAUGGUGAAUUGUCUAUCAAUUAUGAUGCAAAUUCAGGAUGGUCAUUUGGUUUUGAUAAACAACCUUCUCAAUCUGGAUCUGGGUCUGCACCAGCUACAACUAAUACCGGAAAUACAAACGGAAGUGCAACUACUACGGCAAGUACUGGUGAUGACGGUGAUGAUGAAGAAGAUUCAUGUGGUGAUUCUGGUUCUACACCUCCAGCUAACAGUGGUGGCAGCAAUGGUUCUUCAUCAGGUUCUGGUUCUGGUGAUUAUUUUUCUCAAUGGAAACAAGGACUCGAUGAUUUGAUUCAAAAAGGUAAAUCAUGGUUUAGUGGUCUUUUCGGUUAG
This is a messenger RNA of Candida dubliniensis CD36, 408 nucleotides long. RefSeq lists its product as uncharacterized. The transcript has a single exon. NCBI's taxonomy places the organism in Eukaryota, Fungi, Ascomycota, Pichiomycetes, Serinales, Debaryomycetaceae. The record is from RefSeq and is a predicted model, not a curated record. Bases 1 to 408 code for a protein of 135 amino acids.